AUGACACUUCCAGAAACUCAAUCAGUUGUAUUACAUAAAGAACAUGGAGAUUAUAACGUAAUUUCAUAUGUUGAAGAUUAUCCCACUCCUAAAAUUGAAUCGCCAAAUGAUAUAAUUAUUAAAAAUUUCUAUAGUGGUGUUAAUUUCAUUGAAGCUUAUUUUAGAAAAGGUAUUUAUAAAGCUCCACUUCCUUACAUUUUUGGUAGAGAAGCAAGUGGUGAAAUAGUUGCAAUUGGAUCAAAUGUUAAAAAUUUGAGAGUUGGUGAUAAGGUUGCUUAUUUAUCAAGUUCUACAUUUGCACAAUUUACAAAAGUAAACGUUGAGUCAUUCUAUCAAUAUAUUAAAUUAGAUUCAAGUAUCACUGAUGAAGAAUUGAAAAUUCAAGGUUCUAUUUAUUUACAAGGUCUUACUGCUCUCACGUUCAUUAAUGAAGCUUACAAAGUUCAAAAAGGUGAUUAUAAUUUAGUUUGGGCUGCUGCUGGUGGUGUUGGAAAGACAUUAGUUCAAUUAAUUUCUCAAAUUGGUGCUCAUGUAAUUGCAAUAGCUUCAACUGAUGAAAAAUUACAACAAGUGAAAGAAUUGGGUGCUGAAUAUUUGAUUAAUUCAACAAAUGAAGAUGUUUUACAAAGGGUUUUGGAUAUUACAAAUGGUAAGGGAGUUGAAGCUGUUUUUGAUUCAGUUGGAAAAGACACAUUUAAAACUUCCUUCGAUAGUUUGGCUAGAAAAGGGACAUUUAUAUCUUAUGGUAAUUCUCUGGGUCAAGUACCACCACUCACUAUUAAUAUCUUAAGUGCUAAGAAUAUUAGAUUGUUGAGACCUCAAUUAAAUGCAUAUAUUGCAACAAAAGAAGAAUGGAAACAUUAUUCAGAAGAGUUAUUAGAUUUAAUUAAUCAAGGUAAUUUGAAAUUUGAAAUCUCAAAAACUUAUGAUUUGAAAGAUUAUGCUCAAGCUGCAAAAGAUUUAGAAAGUAGAAAAACAACAGGUAAAUUAACCUUGAAAAUUCCUCAAUAG
Insectozyma verbasci is the source of this 1011-nucleotide messenger RNA. The record is from the annotation of a GenBank genome assembly. NCBI's taxonomy places the organism in Eukaryota, Fungi, Ascomycota, Pichiomycetes, Serinales, Debaryomycetaceae.